This is a messenger RNA of Rhincodon typus (whale shark), 937 nucleotides long. It is a transcript of the gene eif6, whose product is annotated as eukaryotic translation initiation factor 6. Gene Ontology annotation, molecular function: ribosomal large subunit binding. The transcript is spliced from 5 exons. The record is from RefSeq and is a predicted model, not a curated record. Lineage: Eukaryota; Metazoa; Chordata; Chondrichthyes; Orectolobiformes; Rhincodontidae. Bases 81 to 635 code for a protein of 184 amino acids. Gene Ontology annotation, biological process: assembly of large subunit precursor of preribosome; ribosomal subunit export from nucleus; cytosolic ribosome assembly. Gene Ontology annotation, cellular component: nucleolus; cytosol; preribosome, large subunit precursor.
UCAGAGUUUUUGAAGGCGAGUUAUCUGAGACUAUUCCUGUGGUCCAUGCUUCCAUUGCGGGAUGCAGAAUAAUUGGAAGAAUGUGUGUCGGUAAUCGACAUGGGUUAUUGGUCCCUAACAACACAACAGAUCAGGAGUUACAGCAUAUCCGCAAUUGUUUGCCAGACUCUGUGGCCAUCCAGAGAGUUGAGGAACGUCUUUCUGCACUUGGAAAUGUUAUUGCCUGCAAUGACUACGUGGCCCUGGUGCACCCGGACCUGGACAGAGAUACAGAGGAGAUCUUGGCUGAUGUGUUGAAGGUGGAGGUUUUCCGACAGACUGUUGCCGAGCAGGUUCUAGUGGGCAGUUACUGUGCUUUCAGUAACCAGGGAGGCUUAGUACAUCCAAAGACAUCCAUUGAAGACCAAGAUGAACUUUCAUCGCUGCUUCAAGUUCCAUUGGUGGCUGGAACAGUGAAUCGUGGUAGUGAGGUUAUCGCCAGCGGGAUGGUGGUGAAUGAUUGGUGUGCUUUCUGUGGACUUGACACUACCAGCACUGAGCUGUCAGUUAUUGAAAGUGUUUUUCGACUAAAUGAAGCCCAGCCCAGUGCAAUUGCAACAAGUAUGAGAGAUUCACUGAUUGAAAGCUUAACAUAAAGGAACAGGCGAGGAUCGAGCCUCUGAAGGGGAAUGUGCUGCUCUUCUAUUUCGACAGACCAGACACGAGAGAGAUCAUCGUUUGCUCUGAACUGAUUAGCCAUUCUUUACUGUAAUGAACCCACAUAACUCCAAUCAAUUUGUAAUCACCCCAGAGCCACAACAGCCCAUAACCUGCCUUCUCAUGGAUUAUUUAACCUUAAAGAACAUCUGAAUGUGUAAGAAAUGAGUUGGUGAGAUUGUCUCAGUGUUGAUUAAACAAAUCACUCUGCUUAUGAAUAAAUAAAUCCUUGUUUUUUUAA